CUAAAACAAGCACCAUGCCUGGACUCAUUAACAAGGAGAACCGGAGCGCUCUGCCCCUUAGUGUCUCUGACAUCACUUCCUGUGUCAGGGGUUAUACUUUGGCCCUGACAGCCUCUAUGACCUACGAAAAUAUCGAGGACCAUGCAAUUGAGGGGAUGUUCAUUUAUCCGCUGGAGGAAAAUUCCAUUGUUGUGGGGUUCGAGUCUAUGAUAUCCAGUCAGAUUAUAACACUGCAAAUCAAAGACAAGGCAAAAAUUGAUGACUGUUAUUUGGAUUGCUGCAACACAUCUAAUGGAGGCCUCCAGAGUGGCAGUGGACACAUAGUGUUGGAUGAGGAUUUGGAAAGGACAGUGUUAGUUGUUAACCUUGGGAUCAUCCCUCCUAUGGAGACGGUCCAUAUUCUAGUUAGUACUUCUUCUGAGCUCUCCACCCUGCCCAGCGGCGGUAUAAGGGUCUCAUCUCCACCUGUGUGUACACCCCGGGUACAGAGGACCAUCAACGAGGAGCAGGGACUAUCUCCAAACUUCUCCAGAACGCGGGACAGGCUCACUUGUGCCUCAAGUCCUCAUGAUCAAACUCCCAACUCCCCCCAGCUGUGGUUGGCUUCAUUACUGGAGGAGGAGGCCAUCAACUCCAUGGACUAUGAGUUUAACUUCCAGCUGGAGAUUCGGGCUCCCUAUCUCCUCGCAGGUGUAGAGAGCCCGUCUCAUGCUAUCCGAGCUGAUGCAGACCCUCUGGCCCGCUCUGCCACCAGCGUCGUCAUCACUCUGGCAGACAAGUACACUUAUGACUGUCCUGUCGAAAUCCUCAUCUACCCGAGCGAGCCACAUGUACCACAUGUGCUCAUUGAGAAUGGAGACAUGAUGCAGGAGGAGUACGAUGAGUAUCUUCACGGCCGGAGCGAUUUCAUCAAGGCUACCAAGAAGGACUCCAGCAAUGAGAGGAAAGUAGAUAUCAUUCACAGACGACUCCAUAAGGACAUCCUCCACAACCCUGUGGUCAUGUUGAACUUUUGCCCUGACCUCAAGUCUAUCAGCUCAGACCUGAGGAAGGUUCACGGCGAGUUUAUCUUCCUCAUCGACCGCAGUGGUAGCAUGAGUGGGGUUAACAUCAACCGUGUGAAGGAUGCCAUGGUGGUGAUUCUCAAGAGCCUUGUGCCAGGCUGCCUUUUUAACAUCAUAGGCUUCGGCUCUACAUUCAAAUCACUUUUCACAACCAGCCAGAACUAUGACGAGGAAGCCCUGGCCCUGGCUUGUGAGUAUGUUAGGAAGAUCAGAGCCGACAUGGGGGGGACCAACAUCCUAGCACCGCUCAACUGGAUCUUGAGGCAGCCGAUGUUCAACGGACACCCACGCCUACUCUUCCUGCUCACCGACGGGGCCGUCAGCAACACAGGCAAGGUUAUCGAGCUGGUCCGCAGCCAUGCACGCUACAUCAGAUGUUUUACAUAUGGCAUAGGACAGAAUGCCUGCAGGAGGCUGGUGAAGGGACUGGCAACUGUUUCCAAAGGAACAGCAGAGUUCCUGGCCGAAGGAGAGAGGCUGCAACCCAAGAUGAUAAAGUCCCUAAAGAAAACCAUGUCUCCAGUACUCAGUGAUAUUUCCAUCGAAUGGCUCUUUCCUGAGACCAAAGAAGUGCUGCUGUCCCCUGUGGGCAACACCUUCCUGUUUCCAGGGGACAGUCUGAUUGGUUACUGUGUGGUUUGUGACACCACCCGCUACCAUGCCAACCCCAAAUCUGAUAAGAGGAGGCGAUACAGCAUGAUGCGCUCCAUUGAAUCAGCCAGCUCUGUGUUUCACUCUCAAGAAGAGGACCCAGUGAAGACAGGUGUCGACAGUCAGGGAUCCUACAGGGAAGCACUCACUGGCCCUCUGUAUGACUUCUACCAGGACACCAUGAUAGACAGCAGCCCUGCCACCACAGAGCAAGACACCAUGGGGUUGGAUUGUAAGACCUCUCCGAGAAGGCGCGCAUACAGUACCAACCAGAUAAUAGACUACAACCCAGCAAAGAAGGUCUACACUCCCAGUGAUCCCAGUUCUGUGGUGGUAAAGAAUCCACUGAGGAGAACUAAAGUCCAGGAGCUGAUAGGCCAGAUGAGCCCUGAGCACGAGGCACAGUGGAGGAACGACUACCAGCCACAGCUGGCGAGCCUGUGUGCCACAUCUUCCAGAGGCCGUUCCGCCAGCUGUCACAGGCCGUUCCCUCCGCAGGAGCCGCUGCUGCAACAGGAAGCCGACUCAGAGCUUCAUUUCCAUCCUCAGCCUCAGGACAACCCUCAGCUCAGCGGCAUCAGCAUGACGCCUUCAGCUCGCAACACCGCUGGAGAGGAUGGCUCCAGAUCGUCCACUGACAGCCCAUCUGUUGGCAGUGCUGGAGAUACAGAUGGUUAUGGACACCAGUUAUGUCAAGCAGAAACCCCACAAGAGACCAGAACAUCAGAUCUGGGUGCAGCAAGCCAGCACAAAGGUGACUGCAAGGCCUUGGUGUCCGGACUGCUGUGUGGGAAACCAGAGAAAUGGGAGGUCGUCUUUGAUAUCGAGCCCUUCCUGAAUGGCCGUGAACGUGAGGAAAAGGUUCACGAAGAGCUGUGGAAUGAGACCUUCCACCACCUGGCUGGACGCUCCAUCAUACAUGACUUUGAACACAUGGUGGAUAAGGAGUGUGAGAUUGAACAUGGCUCUGGGAGGAAGUACCAACUAUAUGCUAUUCACACCAGCAAGGCCUGCAAUAUACUGAGCAAAUACACAGCGUUUGUUCCAGUCGACCUGGAUACUAAUGAGUAUUUGCAGACAUGUAUUGAGUACAUAAACCCCAGUGAAAGUCUAAAGAGGGGCUCACAUUCCAGCUCUCGUUCAGGGAGCAGGAAGAACCGCGGGUACUCCAUCGGCUUGGGUCGCUCCCAAUCUGGUGGCAUGUCCGAGGAAGCUGAAGAUGUCCUCCUGCCCAACAAUGGAGAAGAUGGUGUCUCUCCAUGCAGCACCCCCACCUCCUCCGGCUGGGAGAGAUGUAGCUUCACAGAGGUCUCUCAAAGGAGUCCGUCUGUGACCUCUGACCAGUCACAGAAAUCGGUGGAGAGCCUUUUUUCUGCCAGGUUGGCCCUCAGCAGGACUCGUCUCCUGACUCGGGCUGCCAAAGGAUUCAUGUGUCGAUCUCACAGCAAGUCCGGUGAUUCAAUUGGAGAGAGUGACAACGAGAACAAAGAUUACAUUCCUCUGGUGUUAUUGCAGUUGGCUAGUGGUGCAUUUGCCCUGGACACGGCUCUGUGUGAUGCCAUUAACGUGCCCAUGGACAAGCUGAAGUGGACAUCCCCCUUCAACAGUCACCGCACAAGUCUGGGCCACCUGUCUAACUCCAGCAGCCGCCGUGCUGAGAGUGCCGAUGACGGACGCAGAUCACCAUACGAGCCAGAAACAUAUCAGCACCCUGCAGAGCACACUGUAGGCAUCCACAGCCAUUCUUAUCUGUCCAGAAGUGCCUGGACAGACGCUGGUCCUUCCUCAUUAGGCAGUCCAUCCACCACUGCUGAGCCCCAGCUCUGCCCACACUCCCAGGUGGACAGUGGACAGAGCUCUGGGUCAGGAGUCUUGGAAACAGCAUCACCUGGCGGAUUGCUAAAGAGGAUGCUGGAUCCAGAGGGCAUGGUAUGGGCUACGGCUGUGGCCCUCGCCUGGCUGGAGCAUAGCUCUGCCAGUUAUUUUAUAGAGUGGGAAAUGGUGGCUGCCAAGGCCAGCAUGUGGUUGAGUGCGCAGGACAUCCCAGAAGGUCGAGACUUAGCCUCCAUCAAGGCUGCUGCCAAUCAGCUCUUCAUCAUCCUCAGACACUGGGAUGAAAACCUGCAACUGAAUAUGCUCUGUUACAACCCUAACAGUGUCUAAGGCCUGCUAAUCCAAGACUGAAAAUACAAACCAGUGAAAGUACUCAAUACCAUAUGAUACUAUGCUAACUAAGGCUGUACUAUUCUCUGUUCAGCAGUAUGUCCUCUGGAGUCUGAUUUUGCUGUUGCAGUUGUGAACAAUGUGUAUUUUCUUCUGUUUGUGUGCUGUUCCUCCAGAUUCAUAGGCUCUUCAGAGGCACUAUGUGCAAGCUAUUACCUCGCUGGUGCCAUAUACUGUAGCUGGAACCCUGUUAGCAAGGGAUCUAAUCAGAGUUAUGCCACAGAUUUCAGUUUCAUGGAGAAGACUGUCAGUGUUAAAUUAGUAGCAUGCUGGACCACAGACCAUCAACAUCUGAGAACAGGUCUUAUUGUCAUCAUAUUGAUGUGAUGGAAAGAAUGCGGCAAAACAAAUUUAAGAGAAAACUGUUUGACACCGAUUGACACAUAGUGUUUUAACAUCUUUACAGCAUUUUCUGAAUUGAUUGUAUUGUGGAAAAAAUGUUACAUGAUAACAUCUGGGUACUUGUUAGCAGUACUGCCUGUCUUUUGUAAUGCCUGUCACCAUUACAGUGUAGUUAAUAUUUGCCAUAUUUGCAGUUUGAUUAAAGCAGAGAGAGAAAAAUAUGCAAAACGCUAAAGAAAAUAUAAAAUAUAUGUUAAGGUUUGAUUUAAAAAAAACAAGUGGCUUUGGUGGGAAUGUGUCCCACUAGCAUGUUAUUUGAUGUUAAUUAUUUAAUGAUACAGUUUAUAUUUUUUCACUUAUCUGAGAAAUAGACGAAGUUGGUUGCACUGCAUCUGUUUGCAAGUUAAGUUAGUUCAGCCUAGUUUUAAGCUAAGUGUUUACCAUGUAAGUGGAUAUUUACGCUUUACUAAUUUAAAAAGGGGUUGCACCUAGUGAUGGGAAUUACUGCUUUUGAGGGAGCUUGCUUUUUUGGCUACCGCAUCUUCUGGUCACUGCCUAAGUUAAAUUUGUUGCAAGAAAUAAAUAUGCAAGAUUCUUCAAAAUUGGCUGUCGGAUGGGAGCCUGAUCCCAUUGAUCACUUGAAGGACCUGACUCCUUCAUGUUAAUAUUGUCAUUGUGAGCAUGCUAGCAUGCCAACAUAAGCAUUUAGCUCAAAGCACUGCUGUGCCCAAGUACACAUGAUGGGCUGGACGCGCAAGUUGCAAUACCACGUGCAGCUAACACUUAAGUCUUUCACAGUUAUGACAUUCCUCAGAUUUUAAUGGUGCAACCUGAUCUAGUAAAUCAUUAGUUUGAAAGAAGCUAGUAGUUCAUUAGAACUUAGGAAGGACGAUACACACAGACUUAGUAAUGGAUUUACUCACAGCUGGUGCAACCCAGUCCUGAGGAAUAUGGGCCGUGAUCAGCAGUCCUGCUCUGGGGAUCAGAGAGGAAAGGGCCCUGCUAGUUAUGUCAUGCUCAAAGUUAAUUUUACCACAAGUGCCUAAACGUUUAAAGUCGGCAGAAAAUUUACAUCUAUUCACUGCAGUUUUAUCAUUGUGGGUCAUGAUUGUUUUUUAUUCUCUCUCAAAUAUACAGUAAGUACCCCCCG
Micropterus dolomieu (smallmouth bass) is the source of this 5430-nucleotide messenger RNA. It is a transcript of the gene vwa5b1, whose product is annotated as von Willebrand factor A domain containing 5B1. Bases 15 to 3878 code for a protein of 1287 amino acids. Lineage: Eukaryota; Metazoa; Chordata; Actinopteri; Centrarchiformes; Centrarchidae. The transcript is spliced from 21 exons. The record is from RefSeq and is a predicted model, not a curated record.